This is a messenger RNA of Leptopilina heterotoma, 1827 nucleotides long. RefSeq lists its product as uncharacterized. Lineage: Eukaryota; Metazoa; Arthropoda; Insecta; Hymenoptera; Figitidae. The transcript has 3 exons. The record is from RefSeq and is a predicted model, not a curated record. Bases 469 to 1815 code for a protein of 448 amino acids.
AAAAAUUUUUUGUUUGCGAAAACGAAAUUUAAAUUGUUAAAAUCAUGCAAUUUUACAAAAUUGGCCAUAACUUCCUUAAUAAUCGUUCGAUUUUAAUUUUUCUUUGUGUUUUUAGCUGUAUUUUUUCAUGCCGAUUCCAAAACUGUAUUCAGAUUUUCUCUAGCUCUUAUAGUUCAGGCAGAAUCCACAAAUAAUUUUUUUUUUUAUGCAACUUGCAUGUCUUCUAAGUAGGCUUGCAUAUUUUCUAAGCAGGCUUACUUAGAUUUUAGCAUCUCUUGUUUGUUUUUUGAUUUUCGUUAUCACUUUAAGGUACAACCCACAGGAAUAUCUCAAUUUUCAAUUGGUUUCUUAAGUUUGAAAAGGAAAAUGGUAGGGAUAUUAGGUAGGAUGUUGUUGUUUUUUCUGUGUCUAAAUUUUAGUUUCGUACGGUCUGUUUCCUGUAAUUGAUCUUUUCUUAUUUUAAAAAAAAUGUCCGAUAUUAAUCGUGUCCUUGAUUUAGAAACAUUUUUACAUGAAGAAUUACAACAUUUCGAUGAUUUUGAGAAUUUUAAUGAAAUUAUUGACCUGGAUAAUAAAAAUGAGUGUAGUUUCGGUGAUAAUAUGGAAUUAGAUAAAGAGUGUUCCAUGAAAGGUGAAAUUUUUGAUCUGGAUAAUAAAAAUGAGUGCAAUUUUGGUGAUGAUAUGGAAUUAGAUGAAGAAUGUUCCAAAAAAAGUGUUAUAUUUUCUACAAGUAAUAAAAGAAAAUUGUGUGAACAUUCUGAUGUGCCGAACAGAAAAUGUUUUCGACAAGAGGAUAAUGUGAUACCUACGACAAGUUCUACACUGACUUUAGUAGAGAGUGUUAAUGUGUUUAACGAGGACCAUUCCUGGAAAGAGGACGAAAAAAUAAAUUUGGUACCUACUAAAAAACAGGUGGAAGAGAAAAGAGAUACUAAACUACUCUUAAGACUGGGAUCCGAGAACUUUGAGUUAUUUAAUUCAAGGAAUUCUAUAAAUUCCUUAUCAGUUUUCGAAAAGUUGACUGCAUCGUUAAAGAAAUACGAUAUUUGGAGACCAAGAGAGGGAUUUUUUCCUGAUUUCAUAGUUUCAUAUAACAUGAUGAGAUUCACUGGAAAGGCUUGGUGGUCUGAUUUACCGUGUGAGAAUUUAAUAAGAUUUGUUCUUGUCCGGCAAUUAAAUUCAGUUGGACCUAAUGGCGUAUUUUUCUUGGAAGGGAAAUAUUUCAUUUUUGAAUUUUUCAAACUUAAAAUUGUUCAUGGAGAACAGAUAUCAUGGGUUGGAAAUAAGAGAAUACUGUUAGACAUUCCUACAGUUACUUAUAAAGGCAAUAAUAUAAUUUUACCUUUUGAAUUUGCUUCAAAGAGGGAAACUAUUCUCAGGGACCACAAAUUAUUAUUUGAUAAGUUUUUUCAUACUGGGGAAAUCUUUUGUCUUUAUCAUCGGACAGUAAAGUUUGUGGAUAAUUCACUGGUUCGAGUUUGUGGAUAUGACCAAUGGUUUGAUGAUAACUUUAAACAAUUGGUAUAUAGAGAGAAACGAUUAAACAUCAGAGUCUACAGUCUACGUUUCGAUAUUCCUUUUGAGUGGAAGAUUAAUUUAUUCGGUACUAAAGAGGAAGGAAUUUCUAGUAUAAAAAGGCAUGUGUUGGAAUCGAGGGACCCUUUAGGAACUCCAAUCCUUGUUGGUGGCGUGAAAUGGAUGCUACAGGGAACUAAGGUGAAUCGUGUAAGUGUGCUUUUUUUUGUAUUUCAUUAUAUAUUUUCUAUUUCUGAUAGAAAAAUUUUCUUCUUUUUGUUUCAGUAUUUCGGACCUUGACGGAUAAUAAUA